Messenger RNA from Spinacia oleracea (spinach), 435 nucleotides. RefSeq lists its product as uncharacterized. Bases 1 to 435 code for a protein of 144 amino acids. Gene Ontology annotation, biological process: DNA integration. The transcript is spliced from 2 exons. The record is from RefSeq and is a predicted model, not a curated record. Gene Ontology annotation, molecular function: nucleic acid binding. NCBI's taxonomy places the organism in Eukaryota, Viridiplantae, Streptophyta, Magnoliopsida, Caryophyllales, Amaranthaceae.
AUGGAUUUACUAGGUCCUUAUACGACGGCCCCAGGAGGACUGCGCUAUGUGAUAGUUGCUGUUGACUAUUUCACCAAAUGGUCCAUUGUCUUUGAUAAUGGGCCACAAUUCAAGACACCCAAGUUGGAAAGCUGGUUAGCUGAUCAUGGCGUCACGGCAUGCUUUGCAUCAGUUGGCCGUCCUCAAGCAAAUGGACAGGUAGAAGCAUUCAACAAAAUCAUCUCUGAAGGGAUGAAAAAGAAGCUAGAUGAAGUAAAAGGACUGUGGGCCGACGAGUUACCCAAUGUCUUAUGGUCUAUACGGACAACGGCAAAAAACUCCACAGGAGAAACACCAUUCUUAUUAGCAUAUGGAGCUGAAACCAUCCUACCUAUUGAAAUGUGUGAGCCAACUUUACGCGUCAUGUUGUUUGAUGAAAACUCCGAUUGGAAAUGA